UUUGACGCGACGUGUUUUGGAGCUAAUCUGCUGCAGCGGCUGUCCGAGCUCGGCUGGUGGUGGAAGUAGAGCACCGUGAACAGAAACAAGUAACCUGACCUCAGAUUGGAGCAUCAUGUCCGUAUUAAGUGGAAAGGUCCAGACCGUCCUGGGUCUUGUGGAUCCAGACCAGUUGGGCCGCACCAUGACCCACGAGCACCUGGUCAUGAGCUUUGAGUGCAGCUACACCGCACCUCCACCUGGUGACGAGGCUGUGGCAGAAAACCCGUUCCAGAUGCAGCACAUGCACUGGCUCCGGCAACACCCCUACAGCUGCAGGGAGAACUUGUUCCUGUCACAGGAGCUAAGCGCCCUGCGGGAUGAGCUGCUGGCCUACAGGAAGGCCGGUGGGGGCACAAUAGUGGAGAACACCACGACGGGCAUCGACCGGGACCUGCCUGCCCUACGACAGCUGGCCAAGGACACCGGGGUCCACAUCAUUGCCGGGGCGGGGUACUAUAUAGACUGCACCCACACUGAGGCCACCAAAAAAACAAGUGUGGAGAAGCUCACGGAUAAUAUAGUCAGCGAGGUGCUCCACGGUGCUGAUGGCACAGACAUCCGAUGCGGCGUCAUCGGUGAGAUCGGCACCGGCUGGCCCAUCACGGAGAGCGAGAAGAAGGUGUUGAGAGCCACGGCCCACGCUCAGUCUCAGCUGGGUUGCCCGGUUAUCAUCCAUCCUGGCAGGGACCCGGCUGCUCCAGCUGAGGUCGUCCGGAUUCUCCAAGAAGCCGGCGGUGACAUUAGAAAAACUGUCAUGUCUCACCUGGAUAGGACUAUAUUUGAUGAAGGAGAGCUGCUUGAGUUUGCAAACAUGGGGAGUUAUCUGGAGUACGACCUGUUCGGAACGGAGAUGCUGAAUUACCCGUUUAACCUAAAAGUGGACAUGCCCAGCGACAGCCAGCGAGUGAAAACUUUGGCUUUUCUAGUGAAGGAGGGCUAUGAGGACAAGGUACUGAUGGCCCACGACAUCCACACCAAGAACCGUCUGACCAAGUUUGGCGGCCACGGCUACUCCCAUAUUCUCAAGAACAUCGUGCCGAAGAUGCUGACGAGAGGCAUCACUCAGCACCAGGUGGACAAAAUUCUAAUCGACAACCCUAAAUGCUGGCUGACCUUCAAAUAAAACAGACAAAGGAAUAAUGGAAGCUGAUUUGACAGAGCUGUGAUUUUAUUUUUUUAGCGUCACACAAUGAACAUUUUGAGAUUAUUACGAUAAUCACAACCAUUUGUUUAACCCACAAUGGCUAAACAUAAAUAGUGCUAGUAAUUUUUUUCUGUGUUUUGUAAACAUAAUUUUGUACUGCAGAUUGUUCAGAUGAAGAACUUUUAUAAAUAUGUAUAAAUAUUUUAAAUUAAAUCUUGAGGUCUACUAAUGAAGGAGCCAGUUUUCCCUUGACUGACUCUCAUCGGUAUUCGGCAGAUCAAAUACUGAGGAAUAUGACUUUAGUUUUCCUGUUUAUUACAUGUAUCAAAGCUCAGUUGUCUUUAAUGUUUAAUAACCAACAAGAUGCACUUCUUUAUUGAUUUUAACCAAAAACAGAUAUGAUUUUUGAUGUAUGGAAGUGUUCUGAAAAAAGUGUAAUUGAGGGAUCUCUAAUGUGGUGUGUCAUUUACUUUGUGAUUUUUUUCACUUUGUUGUCAAGACUUAUAAUUUCCCCUCUGUUUCAUGUACUUUUUCCGCUGUGGUCUCCUCAACUGAUUUAAAUCAAAAAUGCACUGAUCUAUUAGUCUAUUGUAAAUGGUAAAUAGGCUGUACUUGUAGUGUUUUAUGAAGUCCAGAGGACCCAAAACACUUCACACUACAUUCAGUCAUUCACACACAUGUUCACAUGCUAAUGUUAUGUUUAUCAAAAUCAGAUGGGACAUGUGCUUUUAUGCAUCAAGAAUAAAAUAAUGCUGUUAUUUUGUCCUAGUACAGUAAUUUAUUAUUAUUUCUUUUCAUCUUGAUCUGUCAGUUCUAAAAUUGCCUGGUCAGACCUCAAAAACUCAAACUUGGUAUUAGUCAUCAAAAGCCUAAUCUACAAGAAAAAAACAUUUUUCUUUCCACUUUUUAUCAUGCAUUAGUCACUUUGCAAAGGAGUUUUGCUCAAUAUUUGUGUUUUACAUGUGCUUUUUCUUUUCUUGUUUUGGUCUCAUUGGUUGGUCAAUAUUAGCAAUAACACCAAACGGUCAGCCAGAAAUUGGAAUCAGCUUGCUAUGGUUCUUAAGAAAAUUUUUUUUUUUUAAACACCAGACAAAAUCAGCAAAUCAGACCUAAAUGAAAACACACACAAAUCUAUCGACUAUAGAAAACUUGAUCAGUGCAUCUCUUAAACUAUUUGAUUUGUAUUUGUGAUUAUUAGUCAUUGC
Molecule: messenger RNA, 2391 nt
Organism: Poeciliopsis prolifica (blackstripe livebearer)
Lineage: Eukaryota; Metazoa; Chordata; Actinopteri; Cyprinodontiformes; Poeciliidae
Gene: pter
Product: phosphotriesterase related
Exons: 5
Coding region: 116-1165 (349 amino acids)
Biological process (GO): catabolic process
Molecular function (GO): zinc ion binding
Source: RefSeq, a predicted model, not a curated record